Molecule: messenger RNA, 2202 nt
Organism: Cornus florida
Lineage: Eukaryota; Viridiplantae; Streptophyta; Magnoliopsida; Cornales; Cornaceae
Product: inactive protein kinase SELMODRAFT_444075-like
Exons: 9
Coding region: 1-2202 (733 amino acids)
Biological process (GO): protein phosphorylation
Molecular function (GO): protein kinase activity; ATP binding
Source: RefSeq, a predicted model, not a curated record
AUGGAAGCUCAGAAGAUGUUGGUGAUCCAAGACGCGUCCAGAGAUGUUAGUUGGAGCGCAAUCAGAUGGAUCCUGGAUGGCUCAUUGCUUAAACCAGGAGACGAGCUUACACUGCUCGGAGUUCUUCACAAGGUUAUUAAUCCUAGUACGUUAUCUUUCAUGGGAGCUGGGAAGUUCUUGGGAUACAGGAGUAAGGUGGAUUCGAGUUCAAUAUUUGGAGUUAACCCGAAAAUUGUGGAGGAAGAAGUCGCCAGAAAGAUGGAGAAGUACUAUAAAAAUGAAGAGAUUGUGCAUAUUUUUGAGCAGUGUAAAAUGAAAAAGAUCAAGUUCAGAAUAGAGUUGUAUGCCGGAAAUUCUCCGAAGGUGGUUGCUCUGGAAGCUGCUAAAAGUUUAAGGGCAACAUGGGUGAUACUUGACAGGCAGAUGAAAAAAGACAAGAAAUACUUCUUGGAGAAGCUCUCAUGUGGAAUAUCGAGGAUGAAACGGGACAACUCCAUUGAACAACUGAGAGGGCCAAAAAACACCACUGGCAACUUUACAUACGAUGAAAUGAUACCCGGAAGUACAGAAGAUAAACUUUCUCCAAUAACUAAAUACUCAAGGUCUCAAAAGACCACCUUAGGCAAAGAACAAGGUGGUGAUGUACCCCCAUGGGACUACUCACAGAAAUUGCCUUUAGUAUACAAAUUCUCACUGAACGAGCAAAUGUUGAGUACUUCAUCCUCAAGUUCAAGCCUAGGCUUCACUGAAACCGCAAGCUUUUUCAGUACUUCAGCUUCAAGUUCAAGCUUGGGGUACACUGACACCUCAAGUUUUAGCAUUUCUGAGGCGAGGAGCUCCUCCUUGCGCAUUGAGGAUGCAGACUAUAUUACAAAUGCAGAACAAGAGACAGCCGGCAGAGAACAAACGGAAGCAUAUAUUACAGGUAGUCCAGAUGAAAAACAAAAAGAGCAGCACAUCAGUGAUGGUGAUAGGAAGGGAUUGCCUAAAGCGGAGGAGAGUUUUAGAAAUUCCGUUUGCAGCGUUUGCAAUAACACACGGCCCAGGAUUGAAUUGAAGAAAGACUUCACGUAUGCAGAGCUCCAUGCAGCCACACAAGGGUUUUCCAAGAAGAACUUCCUAUCUGAAGGUGGAUUUGGCUCUGUCUACCAAGGGGAGCUGAAAAACGGGGUGAAGAUUGCAGUGAAGCAACAUAAAGUUGCAAGCUCGCAAGGAGAGAAGGAAUUCAAGACUGAAGUUCAUGUACUCAGCAAGGCGAGACACGAGAACUUGGUGAUGCUGUUGGGCUCAUGCUCGGAAGGAAGUCGAAGGCUUCUUGUUUAUGAGUAUGUUUGCAACGGCUCGCUGGAUCAACAUUUGUCAAAAUCUGCCCGAAGCCCUCUUAGUUGGGACCAGAGGAUAAAAAUAGCGUUGGGAGCUGCCAAAGGAUUGGAAUAUCUGCACAGAAAUAACAUCAUCCAUAGAGACAUGAGACCAAGCAACAUUCUCAUAACCCAUGAUCAUGAACCACUGCUAGGAGAUUUUGGUCUUGCAAGAACUCAAUAUGAAGACGCGGAUCGAUCCACAGAGACCAGAGUUGUUGGUACUCUCGGAUACUUAGCCCCGGAAUAUGCAGAAAGUGGGAAAGUGUCAACCAAGACAGAUGUUUAUUCCUUUGGUGUAGUUCUGUUACAGCUGAUCACUGGACUGACGAUGAAUGACAAGAUACUUGGAGACAAAAGUCUUGUGGGAUGGGCAAGACCACUUCUGAAAGAAAAGAACUACCCGGAUUUAAUUGACGAAAGGUUAGAAUUCCAUGAUGUUCACCAGCUCCUUUGGAUGGUUCGAGUGGCAGAAAAAUGUCUGACCAAGGAUUCUCAUAAGAGAAUAUCUAUGAUCUGGGUACUUAAUUAUUUGAAUUACAUAGAUCAAGGCAACACAACUAAUGAUAAUGAUUGUAUGGAGUUCUCUCCUGUGCUAUCAGAUUCACAGAAUAGCAUUGGGGAGUCCCCUGGAUCAGAAGAUUAUGCAGCAGCUGGCAAAAAUGAAGAAUUAUCAUCAUCAGCUAAUAACAGAAAUCACAUGAGUAGGUCACUUUCACCCUCUUUUGUAUUAACACAUACCUUGUCUGCAAAAAGUUCUGGACAAUCCUCUUCUGAUGUUGGAAAGACUUACGAAAAAAAGAGGGCAACACAAACGAGUUAUAAUGACAUGGUCAUUUAA